AUGCUAAGAACGCUAUCGAGAUCAAAGCAAUCUAGUAACAUUCUGGCAUUGCUUAAGUCAAGCAAUUCUGUUUACUCACGAAGUUUUAUUACCACAGGUGCUCGUCUCAAUGUAGAGAAGCCCCCAUUGAGAAUAGAACGAGAAUUGCCAAAUCCUUUUGCUGAUCGUAAAAAACAUAUGUGGCAAUUGGUGGGGUUUUCUGUAACAAUGGCUCUCACUCUGUCUCUAAUUUUCAACUAUGAAAAGACACAGAAUCCAAUUAUAGAUACGACGUUACAUCAGUUACGUGGAUCUAAUAUUACACGUAAUAUCUUAGGUGAAAAUAUUCAAUUUGAUGGCUUGGUUCCUUGGGUCUAUGGGAAAUUGAAUCCAGUGGCUGGAAAGGUCGAUAUUAAAUUUUAUAUUAAGGGAACUAAAGACAAGGUAGGAACUAUCAAAUUGAUUGCUGACAGAAAUAAUCAUAAUGAGGAAUUCCUAAUUCAUGAAUGGAGUUUAACUGUUGACGAUCAGAAAUAUGAUCUUCUUACAGAAAAUUUAACCAUAAAUUGA
Messenger RNA from Kazachstania africana CBS 2517, 549 nucleotides. It is a transcript of the gene COA1, whose product is annotated as Coa1p. The transcript has a single exon. Gene Ontology annotation, biological process: mitochondrial respiratory chain complex IV assembly. Bases 1 to 549 code for a protein of 182 amino acids. NCBI's taxonomy places the organism in Eukaryota, Fungi, Ascomycota, Saccharomycetes, Saccharomycetales, Saccharomycetaceae. Gene Ontology annotation, cellular component: mitochondrial inner membrane. The record is from RefSeq and is a predicted model, not a curated record.